This is a messenger RNA of Brassica rapa (field mustard), 1756 nucleotides long. RefSeq names its product zinc finger protein WIP3. Gene Ontology annotation, cellular component: nucleus. The record is from RefSeq and is a predicted model, not a curated record. NCBI's taxonomy places the organism in Eukaryota, Viridiplantae, Streptophyta, Magnoliopsida, Brassicales, Brassicaceae. Gene Ontology annotation, biological process: regulation of gene expression; anatomical structure development. Gene Ontology annotation, molecular function: DNA-binding transcription factor activity.
AAAGAAGGGGAGAGAGAGAGAGAGAGAAACAAAAGAGAGGGGGAGAGAGAGAGAUGAGUUUGAGGAAUCUUCAUGAGAUGGGUUUAGGUUUUGAAUCUCCAAGCUUCAUUGAAUGGCUUAAAGCUCCAUCGUCGUCUUCUUCUUCUUUGUUAUUUCGUAUCAAGACCAAAGAUGUUAUAUCAAGAUCAAACCACCAGAGUAUGUUGGAAAGAUCUCUAUUCUCAUACCAACCACAAGAACCACUCAACACGUCUAUUCGAUGCUUGCCUCUUCUAAACAAGCUCAUGGAAAAUGAAAGUCAGGCUUUGGAUGAUAUCAAAGAAGAGAAGGAUGAUGAUGAUGUGGUUACUCUCCAGAUCGGAUUGCCAAACUAUCGACGUGGUAGCUCUGUGGAGGAUGAUUCUGAUACAACAUCCGAUCAUCACCAGAAGAGCCCCAUCAAGAGAGAGAUAAUAGAUGAUGAAGUGGUGAUGAUGAAGAAGAGAAGGAAGAUGAUCAUUGAUGAGGAGAUGAAUGAUUUGGAUAUGGAAGUCUGUGGGAAGAGGUUUUGGAUACCAAGUCCCGCUCAGAUUCAUGUCGGUCCAAUGCAAUUUGCUUGCACUAUUUGCAGCAAAACCUUCAAUAGGUACAAUAACAUGCAGAUGCAUAUGUGGGGACAUGGAUCAGAGUUCAGAAAAGGAGCAGACUCACUGAAAGGCACAACCCAACCCGCAGCUAUCCUGCGUCUACCAUGUUACUGCUGCGCGGAAGGAUGCAAGAACAACAUCAACCAUCCACGUGCCAAGCCCUUGAAGGACUUCCGUACACUUCAGACACAUUACAAACGUAAGCAUGGCUCCAAGCCUUUCUCUUGCGGAAAAUGCGGCAAAGCGUUGGCCGUGAAAGGUGACUGGAGGACUCAUGAGAAAAACUGUGGGAAGCUUUGGUAUUGUACAUGUGGAUCAGACUUUAAGCACAAGAGGUCUCUUAAAGACCACAUCAAGUCUUUUGGUAAUGGACAUUCUCCUCACCCUUCUCUUUCGUUUGGUGGGUUUGAGGAGGAUACGGAAUGUGUCACCACAGAGUGAUCAGAGCCACGUUAGGUAGACUCGUGGGGGCUGUGGGAACCAUCGGUCCAUAUAGGUAAGAUCUGAAUUUUCAAAUGUUGCUUCUAACCACAAAAAAUAUCGAGUCUAACAAAGAAUUUCUAUCUUGCAAAGGGAGAAAUUCUUUGUUAGACUUAGACUCAAUUACAUCAAAUCUAACAUCUUAGCAAAGAAAACGAAGCAACAUUUUAAAAUUUAGAUCUUCUUAUUGGGAUAUAUUUAUGGUGAGUCUACAUAGAACCCCACACUGUCUAUCUAACACUUGUAAAAUUUGAGGUCUUGAGCGUUUUAAGUAUUUGGUGUGUUUUAGUUCUAUUAUCAUGCAUGUUAGGGUGUUUUGCGACUAAAAAUAACCUUAAGAAGAGGUUAAUUUAAAUAAUGCUCUCUAACAAAAACUUCUCUUUCUCCGAGGGAUGUAUUUGUCGGGGAGCAUUUGGUUGCUUGUGUAAAACCCCUGUUUAUCUUUGUAGUAAGCUUGUACUUUGUUUCCAGUCUUAACUAGGUUUCCUCUUUUUUUAUUAAGGGUGGUUAUCUUGUGAAGCACGUGAAUUUUCUGUUUCUCUCAUUCAUGUAUUUGUAUUAGAUGAGAAAAUUGGUGUGCUUCACUCUAUUAUUGUACGAUAAUCCUCCUUUGAGACUUUCUAAAUAUUGUAAUCUCUCUUUUCAUUACA